AACCCAUACCACCUCCAAUUCCUCCCAUCAUGCUCUUCCGUACUGCGGCCCGCCAGGCUGCGCCUUUGAGGCGUCAGGCUUUCGCUCCUCUUGCCCGUCGCACUGUCACUACCGACGCCGCCUCCGCGCAGACCGAAAGCCCUGUCCCGCAGGAGGAUGACAAGCCAUUCACCGUCCGUCUCUCUGACGAGAGCUUCGAGACCUACGAGCUCGACCCGCCCCCAUACACUCUGGAGACCACCAAGAAGGAGCUCAAGCAGAUGUACUACGACAUGGUCUCGAUCAGACGUAUGGAGAUGGCCGCCGACCGUCUGUACAAGGAGAAGAAGAUCCGGGGUUUCUGCCAUCUGUCGACCGGUCAGGAAGCCGUCGCUGUUGGUAUUGAGCACGCCAUCAACCGCAUGGACAAGAUCAUUACUGCCUACCGUUGCCACGGUUUCGCUUUGAUGCGUGGUGGUACCGUGAAGUCCAUCAUUGGUGAGCUUCUCGGCCGUCGCGAGGGUAUCGCGUACGGCAAGGGUGGUUCCAUGCACAUGUUCGCCGAGAACUUCUACGGUGGUAACGGUAUUGUCGGUGCCCAGGUGCCCGUCGGUGCUGGUCUUGCCUUCGCUCAGCAGUACAACGAGCAGCCCAACACCUCCAUCAUCCUGUACGGUGAUGGUGCCUCCAACCAGGGUCAGGUUUUCGAGGCUUUCAACAUGGCCAAGCUGUGGAACCUCCCCGCCCUGUUCGGUUGUGAGAACAACAAGUACGGCAUGGGUACCUCUGCCUCCCGUUCCUCCGCCCUGACCGAGUACUACAAGCGUGGCCAGUACAUCCCCGGUCUCAAGGUCAACGGCAUGGAUGUCCUCGCCACCAAGGCCGCCGUCCAGUACAGCAAGAACUACACCAUCAACGGCAAUGGUCCCCUCGUCCUCGAGUACGUCACCUACCGUUACGGUGGUCACUCCAUGUCCGACCCCGGUACCACCUACCGUAGCCGUGAAGAGAUCCAGCGCAUGCGCAGCACCCACGACCCCAUCGCCGGUCUCAAGCAGAAGAUGCUCGAGUGGGGUGUCACCUCCGAGGAGGACCUCAAGGCUCUUGACAAGGAGGCCCGCGCCUACGUUGACGCUGAGGUCGCCGAGGCCGAGCAGAUGCCCGUCCCCGACAACACCUCCCGCAUUCUCUACGAGGACAUCUAUGUCCGUGGCUCCGAGCCCAAGUGGAUGCGUGGACGUACCGUCGACGAGACCUUCUACUACUAAAUGUAGAUCGGUUCGUUUCGGGGUACCUGCGUUGAGUUCCUUGGAUGAGCUUUUAAUCCGUUGUGUGGGGGGCCGGGAAGAACAUCUUUCUCCUGUUCCUCUCUAUCAUUUAUCUGUAAUUUAGCCCGAUGACUAGUUUCUCUUAUGUUUGUUUCUUUGGUUUCUGUUCUAGAGUAAAGAGCAAUUACCAUACCGGGUCCUGUUCCAUGCGUCGA
Messenger RNA from Penicillium canescens, 1462 nucleotides. Its product is annotated as pyruvate dehydrogenase (acetyl-transferring) subunit E1 alpha. The record is from RefSeq and is a predicted model, not a curated record. NCBI's taxonomy places the organism in Eukaryota, Fungi, Ascomycota, Eurotiomycetes, Eurotiales, Aspergillaceae. Gene Ontology annotation, biological process: pyruvate decarboxylation to acetyl-CoA. The coding region runs from base 30 to 1247 and encodes 405 amino acids. The transcript has 4 exons. Gene Ontology annotation, molecular function: pyruvate dehydrogenase (acetyl-transferring) activity. Gene Ontology annotation, cellular component: intracellular membrane-bounded organelle.